ACACAGACGGCGGUGAGGGGUCAGUGUUGUCGGGGUCACUGGUCGGUACCACGUGGGGGACGUAAAACCGGCGUUUACAAUUGGACAAUUGAUACUUCGCGCGUCAUAUACACGUUACGUUGAGACACUUUUAGGGCCAAAUAGUUGUGUCUAUUGAGGUCUAACUGCUUGUGAAAGUAGGCUACUGUUUUGUCAACUCCAGCACACUAGGAAGUGAGGUUAACCUGUAAAUGGAGCCAGGCUUGACUGGGGUGUUUAAAAAAAAAGCUUUCGCACGAACGUUGAAUAAUUUCCUAGUUUUAACUAACUUCAUUUUUGUAUAUAUUUUUUUUAAUCUCAGGGAAUGUAUUUUCUUUUAAACUAAUUUAUUUACUAACGUGGCGUAAUAAAUAGAAGCUGGUGUCAUUUGUAGUUUGAUUGGCGAACUUCGAGAGGUGGUGUAACCGGCUUGGUUUAAAUGUACCAACACGGUAUUUACUAAUUGUCACAGACAACGGGAGUCGGUCUACUCUGAACUCCCACUAAAAUGUAACAGUGUCUGAAUUUUUUAACCAGCACCUCGUUGAAUAAACGUAAGCUACAAUAUGAGCAGCGGAAAACCCUCUUUGGUUGAUGGCGAAAUCAACGACAAUGAAAAUGUGUCCGAUUUGGAAAAAAAUAAAAUGAUGUUGUCUGCCGGUGACAGCGAGGAGGUGCGUCUGGAGAACAAUGUACAACUCAACCGGAACGGUGACGAUACAACCACAACGAUAAAACUAUACAAGCGGAGAUGGUUCAUCGUGCUGCUGUUCAGUUCCUAUUCUCUCUGUAACUCUUUCCAAUGGAUCCAGUACGGAAUUAUCAACAACAUUUUCAUGCGGUUCUACGAUGUAGAGUCUUUUACUAUAGAUUGGAUGUCUAUGAUCUACAUGUUGACCUACAUCCCCUUCAUAUUCCCGGUCACCUGGCUACUGGAUAAGAAGGGUCUCCGUAUUAUUGCGCUGGUGGCUACGGCCAUGAAUUGUGCGGGGACUUGGAUCAAGGUGACAAGCGUGAGACGGGAUCUGUUUGCGGUGACCAUGCUCGGACAGUUCUGUAGCUCCCUUGCGCAGGUAUUUAUCCUCGGGAUGCCGUCGAAGAUCGCCUCGGUGUGGUUCGGAUCGGAGGAAGUGUCCACCGCUUGCUCCAUCGGGGUCUUUGGAAACCAGUUGGGUAUAGCCAUUGGGUUCCUGGUCCCUCCCAUCCUGGUGCCUAACGUUGAGGACAUGGAUCAGCUGGCCCAUCACAUCAGUAUCAUGUUCUACAUCACAGCAGGAGUUGCUACGCUGCUCUUCCUACUGGUCGUCAUAGUGUUCCAGGAGCGUCCGGAGCUCCCUCCCACCCAGGCUCAGGCGACAGCUCGCUGCAUCCCCCCUGAACAGUACUCCUACACAGCCUCCAUCCUCAGGCUGCUCCGAAACAAACCCUUCCUCCUCCUCAUCCUCACAUACGGACUGAACGUGGGCUGUUUCUAUGCUGUUGGCACACUACUGAACCGCAUGAUCAUCGAGCAUUACCCUGGUGAAGAGUUGAAUGCAGGGAGGAUAGGUCUCACCAUCGUUAUCGCUGGCAUGGUGGGGUCACUGAUCUGUGGCAUCUGGUUGGACAGAACCAAAACAUACAAACAGACUACCCUGGCUGUCUACCUCAUGUCCUUCGUAGGGAUGUUGGUCUACGCCUUCACCCUCAGUCUGGGUCACCUCUGGGUAGUCUUCCUCACCGCUGGAGCUCUGGGGUUCUUCAUGACAGGCUACCUGCCCCUGGGCUUUGAGUUUGGUGUGGAGCUGACCUACCCCGAGUGUGAAGGCACCUCUUCAGGCCUGCUCAACUGCUCUGCACAGGUGUUUGGUAUCAUCUUCACUAUCUGCCAGGGGAAGAUAACAGAUAACUACGGGACGCUGGCAGGAAACAUCUUCCUCUGUGUCUUCCUCUUCAUCGGAUCAGUCCUUACAGGCUUCAUCAAGUCAGACCUGCAGAGACAGAAGGCUAACCAGUUGGCCAAGGCAGCUGAGGACGGACUGCUCUCUGGACAGCAGCAGGGCUACGGGGCCACGGCUCUAAUCAAGAGACUGGACAGCCCUUCUGAUUCUUCUCAGACUUGAUCACUAACCCCCAUCCCCCCCCUAACGCUUACACUCUUAGCUCGAACCUCAGACGAGCCAAGGUCCCUUCAGAUCCCGAGGACGGGACCCUCCCUGCCUCCGCAGUCCUCGAAGGAACCAGGUUUUAGAGACGGACGAUCUGCUACACACACACACACACACACACACACACACACACACACACACACACACACACACACACACACACACACACACACACACACACACACACACACACACACACACACACACAGUAAAUCACCAGCAUCUCCCACCCUGUGGAAUGUGAAGUUUAGGGGAGGAGCACAAUGAGGAAGUGUUUGACCACUUCCCUUUAACACUGUCCAAAAAGACAUAUUAUUUCUGUGUAAUUUCUAGAUGUGCCAUAUCUAAUCUACAAAAUGUUUACUGUCCAAAAUUAGCACAAAUAAUACUGUCGUUCUACAGUAUACACUGAGUAUAGAAAACAUGAACACCCGCUCUUUCCUUGACAGACUGACCAGGUGAAAGAUAUGAUCCCUUAUUGAUGUCACUUGUUAAAUCCACUUCAAUGAAAGAAGUGAAAAGUGAAAGAAGGAUUCUUCAGACAUGGAUUGUGUGUGUGUGCCAUUCAGACAGUGAAUGGGCAAGACAAAAUAUGUAUGUGCCUUUGAACAGUGUAUGGUAGUAGAUGGCAGGUGUACCGGUUUGUGUCAAGAACUGCAACGCUGCUGGGUUUUUCCAAGCUCAACGGUUUCCUGUGUGUAUCAUGAAUGGUCCACCACCCAAAGGACAUCCAGCCAACUUGACACAACUGUGAGAAGCAUUGGAGUCGCCAUGGGCCAGCAUCCCCGCGGAACGCUUUCGACACCUUGUAGAGUCCAUGCCCCGAAGAAUUUGAGGCGUUUCUGAGGGCGAAAGAGGGGGUGCUAGCCUCAAAGUAUUAUUUAGGUUUUUUUUUUUUUGACCAAAUCUAAAGUUUUGAGGAUCCAGACACUAUUUUUUAUUUUAUAUAUUUUUUACUAACCCCAAUCCUCGUUGUGCAGUACGGAGGCUCUGGAGGGGGGGACACAUGUGACAAAAAACAUCCAAAUGGGUCCUUUUAGAAAUCGUUAGACGUUGUACGGAUGAAAUUGUAUCAUUCUGAACUUUUAUCCAAUACAUUAUAUUUAAUUUUGUAGCGACUGAAGCGUCACUUCUUCGUUCAUUCUAGCAGCAGACUGACUAUACAGAGAACGGAACAGCUGGAUGGAGGAAAUGGAAUAUAACGUCUGCGGAUAAAGUUCGGGAAGGACACAAUGUCACGUGUAAAGACCUGCAGCUCUAUACUGAGCGCCGUUUCCAUUUCUAAAAGGACGUUUUUGGAGCGUGUUGUUGUUUUUGUUUUUCAGAGCCUCCCCCCGUACUACACAACGAGGAAGUGAAUCGCAGGUGUGGGUAAUUUUCUCAAAAACAAAUGUAAGAAUAUAGACUUAGUUGUAAAAAAAUAUAUAUAAAUAUAAUUGUCCUUUUUAAGGUUUCAGUUGCAUGGAAGCAUUACUAAAACUACCACAAAGACAUGUGACAUCAGUUUUCAAUAUGUAGUCAUUGAGGUUGAUUGUUUUUGCUAAUCUUUUGUCGUUAACUUGUAUUUUUUUGUAUUAAUCUUUGAAAGAAUGCACAAAUAUCUUGGAUAAAUGUUUUUUUUACAAAUACUGAUUUGAUUGUAAAAUGAGCAAUUGAUGACGUAAUAAAAAACAGCUGGGAAGGUG
Messenger RNA from Oncorhynchus gorbuscha (pink salmon), 3850 nucleotides. RefSeq names its product feline leukemia virus subgroup C receptor-related protein 2-like. Gene Ontology annotation, biological process: transmembrane transport; heme export. Gene Ontology annotation, cellular component: membrane. Gene Ontology annotation, molecular function: heme binding; heme transmembrane transporter activity. The transcript is spliced from 11 exons. The record is from RefSeq and is a predicted model, not a curated record. NCBI's taxonomy places the organism in Eukaryota, Metazoa, Chordata, Actinopteri, Salmoniformes, Salmonidae. Bases 585 to 2120 code for a protein of 511 amino acids.